This is a messenger RNA of Naegleria lovaniensis, 2136 nucleotides long. RefSeq lists its product as uncharacterized. NCBI's taxonomy places the organism in Eukaryota, Heterolobosea, Eutetramitea, Acrasida, Naegleriidae. Gene Ontology annotation, molecular function: amino acid transmembrane transporter activity. Gene Ontology annotation, biological process: amino acid transmembrane transport. The record is from RefSeq and is a predicted model, not a curated record. The transcript has 2 exons. The coding region runs from base 1 to 2136 and encodes 711 amino acids.
AUGGUCGUCUAUAAUCACUCUUCAAAGAAUGGAAGAAUAAUUUCCACCAAUAAUACUCAUCCCGUUUCGUUUUCUUCCAGUUCCGCACAACACAACGGCUAUGAUUUUUCAACUUCGGACUCUGCUACUGCUUCUUCCAUUAUAGUUUCUCCUUUUGAGUCUCAAGCUUACUCCUACCAUCCUCAGACGAAUACGAAUGGUUUUUUUCAUGCUUCAGAUUCCAAUGGUGGAAAUAAUAUUCAUCAAAAUGGUAGUCAUGAAAAAGAUACUUUUCAAAGACAAAUGGUAGAGCAUUCAUCACCAUCCAUGUCGUAUCCUCCCAAAAAAUCUACAAAACAAUCACUGCUUGGAAAAUUGUUUGGCAGAAGGAAAAGAAAUCAUGGUGAUGACAGCAGUGAUGAAGAAGAGAUUUUUAUCAUUGAUUCUAAAAAUGGAGGAAAAGUUUAUCUUAAAAAGGAUAUGAAUGGAAUUCCAAAGGAUCCUGCUUCAUCAAUUUAUACAAAUAUCAAUAGUGCAGAUGCUGCUGUUGGGGAUGAAAAAUUAGAUCAAAAUGUUUUUGAAAGAGAUGUCAAUCAAGAUUAUUUUGUUUUGAAAAAGAAGAAAUCAAUCCAAGAAAUGACAAACGAAAUAUAUAAUGAGCCGAUUUCAGUGACAGAGAAUGUCAAGUACGAAGACAAACAAACUCGACUUUUGAAAAAGUCCAAGAAACAAGAAAAACUUUGGAAAGAAAUAAUGUCGCACAAAAAGACUGGCCUAUUUUUUUCAGUGUGGAAUUUAAUUAAUGACAUUAUCAGUCCAGGAACAGUUAGCAUGCCAGGUGUGGUUGCUCAAAGUGGGCUGUACAUGUCAAUUAUUUGGUUCGUCGUUUUUGGAAUUAUCACAAUCUUUACACUGUGUUUGGUUUACGAACUUGCUAGGCGCCACUUGAAACGAACUUUGCCAGAUCUAGCCAUGAAGGGCUUUGGAAAAAUAGGUUUUCUCAUUGCUUGUGUUUGCAUAUUUUUCUUCAACUUUGGAGGAGCAUGCGCUCAAUUAUUGAUGUUUGGACAAGUUGUUCCAGAUCUCUUACUCUAUUUAUUUAACGAUCCAAACAACAUAUUUAUUAGCCGAAGAGCUAUUCUAACUUAUCUUGUAGUUUUGAUCCUUCCUAUUGCAAUGCAAAAACGAUUGGGAAGUUUUGCUUUUUUCUCAUUCAUUGCUGUUGCCUCUGUAUUUGGAGUGGCAGCUCUUGUGAAUUAUGAACUCUUUUUUGGAGUGCCAAGAUACGUUCCACAUGAUCCUAAGGAAGCAUUUGCAUUUGUUCAUCCACAAUUUAUGAAUGCAUUGGGAAAUUUGGCGUAUAUUUAUAUUUGUCAUGACAUGAGCUUCCAUGUUUUUGACGAACUUCGAAGAGCAACUCGUCUCAGAUAUUACAUUGUAGUGCUUGUAACAGUUGCAUUAACUGUUGCUGCAUGCAGUGCUAUGGGUAUUGGAGGAUAUUUACUGUUUUGGGACAAAAAUCUUCGAAUUGCAAACGUUUUAGAAAUGUUUCCAAAAGGUGCCACGGUCGCCAUUAUUGGCAGAAUUCUUCUUACCACUUCUCUCAUCUUCUCCAUUCCUUACUCAGCAUUCCUUCCUAGAAAUGUCAUUAUUUUAAUUGUGAAAUUUUUAUUCCCAAGAUGGUACAAUUCACCAGAUGGCUUUUUCAAAUGUUAUUGCUGGAAUCCAUGGAGAAAGCGUAAACCUCCUAUUGAUUUAUCAGAACAGGACAGUUUAAUUAUUCACGAAGUCAACAAUCAAAAUCUCCAACACAACAAUAGCAAUCUCGCUACAAUCCCACAAGAAAAAGAUUUAACCAAAAAACGAGCCAAAAAGUUCAAACAGGACUUUGUGCAUUAUGCGGCAACACUUUUCGUGAUGGCUCUUGGAUUGACCAUUGCUCUCUCGGUAACAGAUUUGGGAAUUGUUUUUCAAAUUACAGGAGGAGUGAGUGCAUGCGCGAUGGCCUAUAUAUUACCAUGUGCUCUUGCCAUCAAGUUGGAACCUGGAAGAUUUACCUUAUUGAAAAUUGCUUCAGCAAUAACAUUGUUGGGAGGUUUGGUGAUUUUGGGAAGUACGAUUUACUUUGUUAUUUUGCAACUUGUGAAUGGAAAAUAA